AUGAUCAUUUCCAACAUAAGCAGUUAUAGCACAGGACCAUUCAUCCUAGUAGGAAUCCCAGGCCUAGAGCAAUUCCAUGUAUGGAUUGGGAUUCCCUUCAGUGUUAUCUACGUUGUAGCUGUUAUGGGAAACUGCAUCCUUCUCUACCUGAUCACGACGGAACGUAGCCUUCAUGAACCCAUGUUCUUCUUUCUCUCCAUGUUGGCCCUGACUGACCUCAUCUUGUCCACAGAUGGUGUCCCUAAAACACUGAGCAUCUUUUGGCUGGGAGCUCGAGAAAUCACUUUCCCUGGGUGCCUUACGCAAAUGUUUUUCCUCCACUAUAGCUUUGUGCUGGAUUCAGCCAUUCUCAUGGCCAUGGCCUUUGAUCGCUAUGUGGCCAUCUGUUCUCCCUUGAGAUAUAACACCAUCUUGACUCCCAAGACCAUCCUCAAGAUUGCUGUGGGCAUUUCCUUCCGAAGCUUCUGUAUCAUCCUGCCAGAUGUAUUCUUGCUGACACGCCUGCCUUUUUGUAGGAACCGCAUCAUUCCCCACACGUACUGUGAGCACAUAGGUGUUGCCCGGCUUGCCUGUGCAGAUAUCUCCAUCAACAUCUGGUAUGGCUUUUGUGUUCCCAUCAUGACGGUUAUCUCAGAUGUGAUUCUCAUUGCCGUUUCUUACACCCUCAUCCUCUGCACUGUUUUUCGCCUCCCCUCCCGUGAUGCUCGCCAGAAGGCCCUUGGCACCUGUGGUUCCCAUGUCUGUGUCAUCCUCAUGUUUUACACUCCUGCCUUUUUCUCUAUUCUUGCCCAUCGCUUUGGGCACAAUGUCUCUCGCACAUUCCACAUCAUGUUUGCCAACCUGUACAUUGUUAUUCCACCUGCACUAAACCCCAUUGUCUACGGAGUGAAGACCAAGCAGAUCAGAGAUAAGGUUAUAAUUUUGUUUGGUAAGAAGAGUACAGAAUAA
Molecule: messenger RNA, 948 nt
Organism: Tupaia belangeri chinensis (Chinese tree shrew)
Lineage: Eukaryota; Metazoa; Chordata; Mammalia; Scandentia; Tupaiidae
Product: olfactory receptor 52H1-like
Exons: 1
Coding region: 1-948 (315 amino acids)
Biological process (GO): G protein-coupled receptor signaling pathway
Cellular component (GO): plasma membrane
Molecular function (GO): G protein-coupled receptor activity; olfactory receptor activity
Source: RefSeq, a predicted model, not a curated record